GAAAUGGAUGAGAGUGAUUAUUUGAUGAACACCAGAAGGAACUCAAGGUUUCCAAAGCACAAGACAGUUACUUAUUAUUUAUGUGACAGUUGGGCCAAUGUUUUGACAAGAUGUUGUGAAGGAAUCUGGAGUCGAUGCAUGCGAGCUCGUGAGUUGAAACAUCGAACAAUUGACUUAUCAGAAGACCCCCAUCAAAAGUCAAGAAGUGGCAAGUUCCCGGCUAAUGUUAUUAGGAAUCAGAAGUACAGUGUAAUCACCUUUAUACCUCUGGUUUUAUACGAGCAGUUCAAAUACUUCCUUAACCUAUUCUUUCUCGUCAUGGCCCUAUCGCAAUUCAUACCUGAGAUGAAAGUUGGCUAUCUAUACACCUACUGGUUUCCUCUGCUGUUUGUCCUGACCGUGACACUAAUCAGAGAGGCCGUGGAUGACUUUCGUCGUUUCGUUCGCGAUCGUGAGGUCAACACGCAGAAGUACAAGAGGCUGACACCACUGGGCGUCGAGCACAUUGCUAGUCAAAAGAUCAAAGUUGGUGACCUCAUCAUCGUUGAGAAGGAUCAGAGAGUUCCAGCUGACAUGGUCCUCGUUCGCACUAGUGACAAACAUGGAACGUGUUUUAUUAGGACUGACCAGUUGGACGGGGAGACUGACUGGAAGUUGAGGGUGGCCAUCCCAUCAACACAGAGAUUGAACAGUGAUAAGGAAAUCUUCAACGCUCCAACGCAAUUGUUUGCAGAGAAACCACAAAAGGAUAUACACAGCUUUAUAGGAACUUUUUCUAGAUCGUCAGAUAACUCGAAGGACUCUUUGAACGUGGAGAAUACCAUGUGGACGAACACAGUCCUAGCUUCAGGAUCAGUCUUGGGAGCCGUCGUCUACACGGGAUGCGAGACCAGGAGCGUCAUGAACACGUCCAAACCAUCGCAAAAAGUGGGUUUGUUGGAUCUCGAGGUGAACACAUUAAGUAAGGUCCUCUUCUUCAUGGUAUUCAUGAUGUCACUGGCCAUGAUGAUUAUGAAGGGUUUUGGUGGGCCCUGGUAUAGGUACAUGUUUAGAUUCUUAGUCCUCUUCUCUUACAUCAUACCUCUGAGCCUUAGGGUGAACCUGGAUGUUGGCAAGAUGGUGUACGCCUACUUCAUUCAGAAGGAUGCUCAGAUACCGGAUACCGUAGUGCGCAAUACCACGAUAGCCGAGGAAAUGGGAAGGAUCACCUACCUGCUGUCCGACAAAACUGGAACUCUCACGCAGAAUGAAAUGGUUUUCAAAAGGUUCCACAUAGGGUCUGCCUCGUACACAUCAGAAACUAAGGAGGAGCUGACAGGGCACUUACAGGCAUACUUCUCUCAAAACGUGCCCCCUCAACAACCAUCUUCGUCAUCAGAUCCGAACCAGCGACUAAGAAACACGCUGGUGAACAUGGUGACGGAGUCCAUCAAAGGUCUGGCCCUCUGUCACAACGUCACUCCGAUGUCGGAAGGGGGAGACAAAACCCCCGUGAGACAAAAUUCCGCCGUGAACAUCGGUGGUAGUGGUGUUGACAACAACGUAACGGCAGAACAGUCGGACACUGAGGCAGAUCAGCAACUUCAACAUCAGCAGCAAACCGUCAGCUACCAGGCUUCGAGUCCCGACGAGGUGGCACUGGUGACAUGGACGGAGAGUGUCGGACUGACGUUGCUGAAACGUGACUUGUCGACGAUGAUGCUGAGGACGCCAGACGGCCAGCUACUCGGCUACGACAUCCUUCAAAUAUUCCCAUUCACGUCUGAAACCAAGAGGAUGGGAAUUGUAGUCAGGGAUCAAAAGACAAAUGAAAUAACAUUCUACAUGAAGGGAGCCGACGUCGUCAUGCAGAAGAUAGUUCAGUACAAUGAUUGGAUGAAGGAAGAGUGCGACAAUAUGGCGAGGGAAGGUCUGAGAACUUUGGUGCUAGCCAGAAAGACAAUCACACAAGAGCAGUAUCUCGAUUUUGAGAGCAGAUACCAGCAAGCCAAACUGAGCGUGUCCGAUCGACUGAGUAAGGUGUCUGCGGUGGUAGAUGGCCUGGAGAGAGACAUGCAGCUGUUGUGCGUCACUGGCGUCGAAGACAAGCUCCAUGACAAUGUUCCUGUCACUCUUGAACUUCUCAGGAAUGCUGGAAUUAAGGUGUGGAUGUUGACUGGUGAUAAGUUAGAAACAGCUACCUGCAUUGCGAAGAGUUCGUGCCUGGUGUCGAGACUGCAGACGAUACACGUCUUCAAGAACGUUCUUGAUAGAGCUGACGCACAUCUCGAGUUGAAUGCCUUCAGGAGGAGAAGUGACUGUGCUCUCGUUAUAUCUGGAGAUAGUCUCGAGAUAUGCUUGAGAUAUUACGAACACGAGUUCAUGGAGUUGGCAUGUCAGUGUCCCACUGUUGUCGUCUGCCGCUGCUCCCCCACCCAGAAAGCUGACGUCGUCAAACUGCUCAAGUACCACACUGGAAAGCAGACAUGCGCCGUCGGCGAUGGUGGGAAUGAUGUGUCGAUGAUUCAAGCUGCUGACGUUGGCAUCGGCAUUGUCGGCAAGGAAGGCAAGCAAGCUGCGUUGGCUGCCGAUUUCUCCGUAAGCCAAUUCAGUCACAUUGGUCCAUUGUUGUUGGUGCAUGGCAGAAACAGUUACAUGAGGUCAGCGGCGUUGAGCCAGUUUGUGAUACACAGAGGUCUCAUCAUAUCCUCCAUGCAAGCUGUCUUCUCUGCGGUCUUCUACUUUGCCUCACUCUCACUCUUUCCUGGAUUCCUGCUAGUUGGGUACGCCACGGUAUACACAAACUUCCCAGUUUUUUCAUUGGUCCUCGAUAAGGAUGUCUCAGCAGAAAUCGCCAUGAAGUUCCCUGAACUGUACAAAGGACUCACCAAGGGCAGAGCCUUAAAUUUUCGAACGUUUUUUAUGUGGGUCCUUAUAAGCAUCUACCAAGGUGGCGCAAUUAUGAUCCUGGCGUUCAUUUUGUUCGAAGCCGACUUCAUCCACAUCGUCUCCAUCAGCUUUUCUUCUCUCAUCCUAACGGAGCUGCUGAUGGUUGCGCUUACAAUCCAUACUUGGCAUUACCUCAUGAUAGUCGGCGAGUUUCUAUCUCUUGUCAGUUACGUCGUGUCACUCUUCAUCUUCAAGUCUUACUUUGACGUUGACUUCUUGUUGUCGUGGAACUUUUUGUGGAAAGUUUUGGUGACAACAUCAGUCAGUUGCAUCCCGCUGUUCAUUUUGAAGUACCUGAGGAGGAGGUUUGCUCCACCCAGCUACACCAAGUUGUCAUGAUGAUGAUGAUGAUGAUAAUGAUGGUGGUGGUGGUGGCGAUGAUAAUGGAGGAUAGGUUAUGGUUAUAACGAUGAUUAGCCCACUGAUUUAUAAUCACGACAUGACGGCCAUGGCUGAGGUUAUUAUGACGAGGAUGGUGAUUACAUGAUGAAAGUGAAAUUAUUCUCGUAAAUCUGAAGUUGAGAUGAUAAAACGAAGAUGAUGGUAACGAAGGACAGGAUGAUUAAUAUGCUAAUGAUGUUGGCGAGAAUGAUAAUAACGAGGCAAUCUCUUUCAUGCUACUUUAUUUAUUGAAUGUAAAUUAUGAAUAUUCAAGUCAUCUUACAUGAAUACUUUGUCAAAUUUACAUAUAUUAUAUCAAGUAUGAUUUCGGUACGUCGUAUAUAUAUUUUUAUAUUUUAUUGCGAAAACUGGAUAAAUGAAUAAAUGCAAAGCUUAUGAAAUACUUCAGAUGAGUGAAUGAAUGAAUGAAUGAAUGAACGAACGACUGAAUGAAUGAAUGAACAAAUGAAUGAAUGAGUGAAUAAUUAAUAAAAAAUUAAUAAAAUUUCAGUACUUUUGUAGCUUGAUUCAUAGAAAAAAACUUGUGAUAUCGUAAUUUUUUAUCAGUUUACUACUUUCAUAAAAUUUCUUUUAUCUAAAACAAAGUGACAUGAGUCGAAAGUUUUGUCACGGUCGUUUCAUCAUUUUGUUUAAAUUAUUAUCAUUAGGUUGACAAUUGUUUUCCUAAUACAAGAUGUAGAAAUUAUGUAAAGGCCAAUUAUUAUCGUUAUGUGGUGUGUGUGUGUGUGAUAGUUUUUCACUGAUGAUUAAAUUUUUUUAAACCUUUCCAUUUCGCUUUAUCAACAAAUUGAAAUAUCUGGCUUUAAAUUGCUAUCCGUAUCCAGUUGACAUCCUUUGUUCGUAUUAUAUCUGCCUUUAUUAUUUAUAGAUGAUGAAUGCUUUAUAGGAAGAAUGUUGAAUACUAUCAAAACAUGUGACUAAAACGUUACUUUUGUUGAAGAAUGUAAUUAUUUAUUUGCAAAACAACUUUUUGUCGGUGCAUUCUGAAAAAUGUUCAUACUCGCUUGCGAGGUGACGGUUGGUGUAAGAAUUAUUUUAUCUCGUGUUGUAACGUAACUGACAUUUAUUUAAUAUCUGUCGAUCGAUAACAACAUUUUAUAAUUUAUGUUGUUGUUCAUAUAUCUCAUUGUAAAACACUUCUCCACAUAUUCGUAUUUAAUUUAAAAAAAACCGUACAAUAAUGUUUCUCUUUCGUCUUGAGGUUCACCUUAAAAUAUAAAUCAUUGUCUUAGUUGAACAGUUCCAACAAUUAUCUGGCACAUUAAUAGUUUUGAGAAAUUUGUAAACUUCAUUUAAUCACGGUUUUUCUGCUGCUUUACCUUCAAUUGAGUGAAAUACAACGUACCUAUGGGGUUCC
Helobdella robusta is the source of this 4687-nucleotide messenger RNA. RefSeq lists its product as hypothetical. The record is from RefSeq and is a predicted model, not a curated record. Gene Ontology annotation, molecular function: ATPase-coupled intramembrane lipid carrier activity; ATP hydrolysis activity; ATP binding. Bases 4 to 3267 code for a protein of 1087 amino acids. NCBI's taxonomy places the organism in Eukaryota, Metazoa, Annelida, Clitellata, Rhynchobdellida, Glossiphoniidae. Gene Ontology annotation, cellular component: trans-Golgi network; plasma membrane; endosome. Gene Ontology annotation, biological process: retrograde vesicle-mediated transport, Golgi to endoplasmic reticulum; phospholipid translocation; endocytosis. The transcript has 24 exons.